Messenger RNA from Nycticebus coucang (slow loris), 2303 nucleotides. RefSeq names its product putative zinc finger protein 876. NCBI's taxonomy places the organism in Eukaryota, Metazoa, Chordata, Mammalia, Primates, Lorisidae. The coding region runs from base 850 to 1746 and encodes 298 amino acids. The transcript is spliced from 3 exons. The record is from RefSeq and is a predicted model, not a curated record.
CCCCUGUGAUGCUAACAGAAGGCCAAUGUCAAGAAUGAGGUUUUCCAGAUACAUUUAAGACACUCAAAUUUAUUUAUAUUUUUCCAGAAAAAAGGUCAGAGGGCCCAUAUUCCGAUAGCAGAAAUUGCUGGCUGGGGAGGGCACUGGAGGCCAAGAAAUUAGAAACUCACACUUUGGUCUUCAUAUGGAACCUCCUUCUUCCUGACUAUCUCCUGUGAUAAAGAAUAGGAAAGGGUAAAAUUUUCUCUGUACUUCGAGGUCCCUGUGCCUGUGGAUGUGGCGGUAGCAGGUGAAGAGUUUGUGCUGAUGCCUUUAAAGACAUAUUAUCAAGGAGCAGGAGUAAUGUGUCCAGAUGAUCUCACCUGAGAAGGAAAUCAUGGAAGGAGGACAAAGAGAAAGAAGUGAUUGCUUUUCAGGGAGUGUUGACAUUCAAGGACAAGUCUAUUGAAUUCUCUAUGGAAGAGUGGGCCUGCCUGGACCCUGCUCAGCAGCAUUUGUAUCUGGAAGUCAUGUUAGAGACCUACAGAAACCUGUUCUUCCUGGUUCUAUAUAAUCAUUCUACUGAAGACCGUUUUAAAGAGUGGGGCACAAAUAUUUUAUUUCCAGAGAUGAUCCUGACCAGAUAUCAAAGCUAUGACUCCGAGAAUUUGAACUUAACAAAAAAAUGGGAAAGUGUGUAUGAGUGUGAUGAGCAGAAAGUAUUUUACAGUGGACUUGACCAAUGUUUAACAGCAACCUAUGGCAAAGUCUUCCAAUGUAGUAACUCUUUGAACACCUUCAGACAAUUGUCAAAUCUCAAUAGAAAAACAAUGAAAUAUACCUUAGAGAAAACUUUCAAUUGUAAAAGGAAUGGGAAAGCCUCUAACUUCUGCUCACAUGUUACAAAACAUAAGAUCAUGCAUACUGGAAAAAAACAGUUCAAAUGCAAAGAAGGUAGACAAGUUUUUCAGUCUUGCUCAAGUUUCCAUACUGGAGAGAAACUGGACAAGUGUGAAAAUGAUGGCAAAUGUCUUAGCCACAGUUCAAAAUAUUAUAACCAUCCGAAUUUUGAUACUGGCGAAAAAACCUGCAACUAUAAGAAAUGUGACAAAAUUACCAAGCAGUACUCACAUGUUUCUGGAAAAAAAAAUUGAUUCUGGAGAGAAACACUUCAAAUGUGAAGAAUGUGGAAAAACCUUUAACCAGCACUCUCUUUUCUUUAGACAUCAAAGAAUUCCUUCUGGCGAUAAACCCUACAAAUGUCAGGAAUGUGUCAAAGCCUUUAACAAGUACUCAAACCUUUCUGUACAUCAAAGAAUUUAUUCUGGAGAGACACCCUAUGGAUGUGAAGAAUGUGGCAAAGCCUUUAAACACCACUCAUACUUUCUAGACAUCAAAGAAUUCACUCUGGACAGAAACCCUACAAAUGUCAAGAAUGUGGCAAAGUCUUUAACCAGCACUCUCUCCUCUUUAGAUAUCAAAGAAUUCAUUCUAGAGGGAAACUCUACAAAUGUCAAGAGUGUGGAAAAGCCUUUAAACAGUACUCACACCUUUCUGUACAUCAAAGAAUUCACUCUGCAGAGAAACCCUACAAAUGUUAAGAAUGUGGAAAAUCCUUUAAGUACUACACAAGCCUUUCUAGACAUGAAAGAAUUCACUCUGGAGGGAAACUCUACAAAUGUAAAGAGUGUGGCAAAGCCUUUGACUGUGACUCAAACAUUUCUAUACAUCAAAGAAUUCACUCUGUACAUAAAGCUUACAAAUUAAAAGAAUGCACUAAAGCCCUUUUCCUUAGUUAAACUCAUAGUGAACAUGAUAGAAUUUUUUGUGGAGAGCAACUCUACAAAUAUGAAGAAUGUGGCAAGGCAUUUACAGUGUACUCAACCCUUUCUGUACACCAAAGUAAGAAACUACAGGGGUCAUGUAGCAUAGACUCAUUAGUUUGUGAACAUUUCCAGACAUUUAAGAAUUUAUUCUGGAGAGAAACCUUUUAAAUAUGGACAGUGUUGCAAACUCUAACUCACAUUCAAUCCUCACUGUACAUAGAAGAAAUCACAUAGGAGAGAAACCCUCCAUUUGAGGACUGUGGCAGUGCCUUGACCUGGUGUUCGUAGAAUGCUAAACAUAGAAGAAUUCAAACUGGAGAGUAAUCCUACAUAUGUGAACACUGUGGCAGUGACCUUAACUAGAGUACAAACCUUAACAUGAGAACAUUCAUAUUGGAGAGAAAUCUUCUAAAUGAUAAUGUGGCAAAGGUUUUCAGUGAUCCUCAUUCUUAGUAAACAUAAGAGAAACCAUAGGAAGAAAAAUGGAAAUAAUGUGAA